Molecule: messenger RNA, 1429 nt
Organism: Thermothielavioides terrestris NRRL 8126
Lineage: Eukaryota; Fungi; Ascomycota; Sordariomycetes; Sordariales; Chaetomiaceae
Exons: 1
Biological process (GO): mRNA cis splicing, via spliceosome
Cellular component (GO): precatalytic spliceosome
Molecular function (GO): nucleic acid binding
Source: RefSeq, a predicted model, not a curated record
GCCGCCGCAAGAAGAAGAAGAAGGCCGCCGACGACGCGCCGCGCGAGACAAACUGGGACGAGCUGUACGACCCGGCCCGCCCCACAAACGUCGAGGAGUACCUGCGCAGCGAGGAGCGCAUCCGCGAGGUGCAGGAGUGGAAGGCCGUGCUGUACGCUCACCGGCGGAGGCGGACGAGGGGAGGGAGCGAUGAGAGCGAGCGGCGCAGUGAGGGCGAGGAGGAGGAGAGGCCCGGCUUGGGAAGUGAGUUUUUGAUUACGGACAGACCAAUCUGCAGCCAUGACUAUUGCUAACCCUCCAGAUCAAUUCGCGCCUCCGGCUUCGCUCACGUUUGCGCCGCCACCCAUGUCGCCUCCGCGCGCCGCUGCUCCCGUCCCCGACGACGCAACCGGCGAGGACGCCUACGCCCGCCGCCUCGCACUCUCAGGCGCAGCGCCGCCACCACCACCACCACCACCGCCAGCAACAGCCUCGCCAACCCCUCCUCCUCCACCGCCCCCUCCCACAGACGCCGCCACCAUCUCCCGCGCCCCCGUGCGCUACGACGUGCCCCCACCUCCCCCGCCAAACGAGGCAAUGGACCUCGACGACGACGACGAAGACGACUACGACCCGGCCUCGAUCCCGCUACCUCCCACCACUGCCACCCUCCCCAAUGCAGCAGACGUCGACAACACCGACGCGCCCCGCUCCAACCGGCCAGGACAGAAUGGCUUCGCCCAGCGGCUGAUGGCCAAGUACGGCUGGACCAAGGGCACCGGGCUGGGCGCGUCGGCGUCCGGCAUCACGUCGGCGCUGCGCGUGCAGGUGGAGAAGCGCCGGCGCCGGCCGGACGCCGAGGGCGGCGGCUUCGCGGAGCGCGGCGGGCGGGGGCGCAUUAUCGCGCCGAAGGCCGGCAGACCCCCAUCCCAAUCCCAAUCCCAAUCCCAAUCCCAGUCAGAAUUUGCUGGCCAGCAGGAUCAGGAGGGCGGUGGGGGUCGCGGCGGUGGUGGUCGCGGCGGUGGUGGUCGCGGCGGUGGUAGGAGUGAAGAGGGAGGAGGAGACGACAAGUUCGGCAAGGUGUCGGCGGUGGUGGUGCUGCACAACAUGCUGGAGAACAUGCCGGACCUGGAGGCCGAGGUGGAGGCCGGGCUGGGGCAGGAGAUUGGCGAGGAGUGCGGCGAGCAGUACGGCCGGGUCGAGCGCGUGCUGAUCGACGUCGAGGGCCGUCGGGUGUUUAUCAAGUUUGUCGACCCCGUUUCGGCGCUGCGGGUGAGUUUGUUUCCCCUGCCGUACCUCCUCCGCCUCCUCGAUUUCCUUCUUGCUGCUCCCCUGCAGUUGGUUGGUGGAGGUUUUAGUGACUGAGAGGACGGGAGAAGCUGACCCAUUGGGGGAUUGUAGGCUGUCAACGCGCUCGAGCAGCGUGUGUUCAACGGGAACUCGAUUGCCG